This is a messenger RNA of Jaculus jaculus (lesser Egyptian jerboa), 3712 nucleotides long. It is a transcript of the gene Paxip1, whose product is annotated as PAX interacting protein 1. Gene Ontology annotation, biological process: positive regulation of transcription initiation by RNA polymerase II. Gene Ontology annotation, cellular component: nucleus. The record is from RefSeq and is a predicted model, not a curated record. Lineage: Eukaryota; Metazoa; Chordata; Mammalia; Rodentia; Dipodidae.
GAAGGGCUCCGGCCUCGGCUGGGUCCCGGGGACGACGGAGGGCUGGACGCCUCCGCUCCGCCACGAUCAUGUCGGACCCGGCUCGCGAAGUUCCCCAGGACAUGUUCCGCGAGGUCAAGUUCUACGCGGUGGGCGACCUCGACCCGCAGGUCAUUCAGCUCCUUAAGGCUGGAGAAGCCAAGGAAGUGUCUUACAGCGCCCUGGCCUCACACAUAAUUUCUGAGGAUGGAGACAAUCCAGAGGUGGGAGAGGCGCGGGAGGUCUUUGACUUACCUGUCGUAAAGCCUUCCUGGGUGACUCUGUCGGUGCAGUGUGGAGCCCUCCUGCCAGUCAAUGGUUUUUCUCCAGAGUCUUGUCAGAUUUUUUUUGGGAUCACUGCCUGCCUUUCUCAGGUAUCGUCCGAAGAUAGAAGUGCCCUGUGGGCUUUGGUCACGUUCCACGGGGGCAGCUGCCAGCUGAGUCUCAAUAAGAAGUGCACACACCUGAUUGUCCCGGAGCCGAAGGGGGAGAAAUACGAGUGUGCUGUGAAGAGAGCGAGUAUUAAGAUAGUGACUCCUGACUGGGUCCUGGACUGUGUGUCUGAGAAGAGCAGAAAGGAUGAAGUGUUUUAUCAUCCUCGCCUAAUCAUCUAUGAGGAGGAAGAGGAGGAGGAGGAGGAGGAGGAAGAAGAGGUUGAAAUUGAGGAUCAGGACUCACAGAAUGAGGGCAGCACAGAGGAGAAGUCGAGUCCUGCCAGCUCCCAGGACGGCUCUCCUGCUAACCAGCAGUUCUCACCUAAACCCAGCACAGAGCCAUCCAAAGGAGAAUUGAUGUUUGAUGAUUCUUCAGACUCGUCACCUGAAAAGCAGGAGCGAAACUUGAACUGGACCCCCGCUGAAGUCCCGCCGCUGUCCACGGUGAAGCGCAGGCUGCCUCAGGGCAAGGAGCCGGGCCUCAUUAACUUGUGUGCCAAUGUCCCACCUGUCCCAGGAAACGUUCUGCCUCCUGAUGUCCGCAGUAACUUAAUGGCUUCUGGGCAGAAUCUCCAGGGUUCUGAGCGGCCAGAAAUGAUAGCUGCUUGGAGUCCAGCUGUGCGGACGUUGAGAAAUAUCACCAACAGUGCUGACAUUCAGCAGAUUAGCCGACCGGCGAACGUUGCGCACAUCUUACAGUCCCUUUCAGCACCCACGAAAAAUCUAGAGCAGCAGGUGCCACACGGCCAGCAGGGACAUGCCAAUGCCAGUGCCGUGCUGUUCAGCCAGGUGAAGGGCACAGCAGAGACGCACGUGCUGCAGCAGCACCGCCCCCCCCAGCAGCUGCCUCCGCAGCGCCCGGCCCUGCACCUCCAGCCCCAGCAGAUGACGCAGCCGCAGCCGCUCCCCCGGCAGCCCUACCCCCAGCAGCCGUCACACCCGUUCCCGCAGCAGCAGCCAGUCCACCCGCAUCAGUUUUCUCAGCACCAGCUCCAGUUUCCACAGCAACAGUUGCACCCUCAGCAGCAGCUGCAGCCGUUCCAGCAGCAGCAUGCCCUGCAGCAACAGUUGCACCAGCUGCAACAGCACCAGCUGCAGCAACAGCAGCAGCAGCAGUUAGCACAGCUGCAGCAGCAGCAGCAACACAACCUGCUUCAGCAGCAGCAGCAGCAGCAGCUCCAGCGCCUCCAGCAGCAGCAGCAGCAGCACUUGAGCCAGACGCCCCAGCAGCUCCAGCACCAGGCUCCGCCCCAGCAGCUCCAGCACCAGGCUCCGCCCCAGCAGCUCCAGCACCAGGCUCCGCCCCAGCAGCUCCAGCACCAGGCUCCGCCCCAGCAGCUCCAGCACCAGGCUCCGCCCCAGCAGCUCCAGCACCAGGCUCCGCCCCAGCAGCUCCAGCACCAGACUCUGCCCCAGCAGCUCCAGCAUCAGGCUCCGCCCCAGCAGCCCCCACAGCCCCAGCAGCUUUUUGGACACGACCCAGCAGUGGAGAUUCCAGAAGAAGGCUUCUUGCUAGGAUGUGUGUUUGCAAUUGCGGACUAUCCAGAGCAGAUGUCGGAUAAGCAGCAGCUGGCCACCUGGAAAAGGAUAAUCCAGGCUCAUGGUGGCACCGUGGACCCCACGUUCACAAGCCGAUGCACACACCUUCUCUGUGAGAGCCAAGUCAGUAGUGUGUACGCACAGGCGAUACGGGAAAGAAAGAGGUGUGUCACUGCUCACUGGCUCAACGCAGUCCUGAAAAAGAAGAAGAUGGUGCCACCUCACCGCGCCCUCCACUUCCCAGUGGCCUUCCCGCCAGGGGGCAAGCCCUGCUCACAGCAUAUUAUCUCUCUGACUGGAUUUGUGGAUACUGACAGAGAUGAGCUGAAGUUAAUGGCGUGCUUGGCAGGUGCCAAAUACACGGGGUACCUGUGCCGCAGCAACACGGUCCUCAUCUGCAAAGAACCUAGUGGUUUAAAGUACGAGAAGGCCAAGGAGUGGCGGAUCCCGUGUGUGAACGCUCAGUGGCUGGGGGACAUCCUUCUGGGGAACUUGGAGGCCCUGCGGCAGGUCCAGUAUAGUCGCUACACUGCCUUCGACCUGCAGGAUCCAUUUGCGCCCACCCAGCACCUUGUGUCAAGUCUCUUAGAUGCGUGGAGGGUCCCAGUGAAGGUGUCAGCAGAGUUGUUGAUGGGUGUCAGAUUGCCUCCCAAACUGAAGCCGAAUGAAGUGGCCAGCAUCCAGCCUUCCUCUAAAAGGGCCAGAAUCGAGGAUCUGCCGCCUCCCACCAAGAAGCUGACGCCAGAGCUGACUCCGUUUGUGCUUUUCACUGGCUUUGAGCCUGUCCAGGUCCAGCAGUACGUUAAGAAGCUCUACAUCCUGGGUGGGGAGGUCGCCGAGUCCACGCCGAAGUGCACACACCUCAUCGCCAGCAAGGUGACGCGCACUGUGAAGUUCCUGACGGCCAUCUCCGUGGUGAGGCACGUUGUGACUCCAGAGUGGUUGGAGGAGUGCUUCAAGUGUCAGAAGUUCAUCGAUGAGCAGAACUAUGUGCUCCGAGACGCCGAGGCAGAAGUGCUUUUCUCUUUCAGUCUGGAAGAGUCCCUGAAGCGGGCACGCGCGUCUCCCCUCUUCAAGGCAAAAUAUUUUUACAUCACCCCUGGCAUCUGCCCGAGCCUUUCAACGAUGAAAGCCAUUGUGGAGUGUGCAGGAGGAAAAGUGUUAGCUAAGCAGCCGUCCUUCCGGAAGCUCUUGGAACACAAGCAGAAUAAGAGUCUGUCAGAAAUCAUCUUAAUAUCCUGUGAAAACGACCUCCAUUUAUGUCGAGAGUAUUUUGCCAGAGGAAUAGAUGUUCACAACGCGGAGUUUGUCCUGACGGGGGUGCUCACGCAGACACUGGACUACGAAUCAUAUAAAUUUAACUGACAGCCUCUUGCGUCCUGGGAGCCCAGGGUCAGCUGCCGGCAGCUCGCACCCAGGCUUCCUGCAGGCGCGCUUGUUUUCCAGCUCUGCCUUGGGAAGAGAUGUUCAAGCAGGAAAACUGAAUACAAUACUGCAUCUUAUUAAGAUGUGUGAUCUUAUUGUGAGGAAACAUAAAUUAUGUUUUGUAUUAUAUAACUUUAUGAGCCCACGUUAGGUCUUCUGACUAAUUUACCAGGUUUUUAAAUGUUUUCAGAAAACUGGGAUUUCAGAUACAAAUAAAGUGAUGUAAAUAAAGACCUUGCUAUCUAAAUUAUGGAUGUUAAAGAUUUGAAAUGUUUUGUACUUUGAUUAUUUUUGUU